This is a messenger RNA of Anneissia japonica, 3483 nucleotides long. RefSeq names its product AP-2 complex subunit mu. Gene Ontology annotation, biological process: intracellular protein transport; clathrin-dependent endocytosis. The transcript has 11 exons. NCBI's taxonomy places the organism in Eukaryota, Metazoa, Echinodermata, Crinoidea, Comatulida, Comatulidae. The coding region runs from base 186 to 1487 and encodes 433 amino acids. The record is from RefSeq and is a predicted model, not a curated record. Gene Ontology annotation, cellular component: AP-2 adaptor complex; cytoplasmic vesicle. Gene Ontology annotation, molecular function: clathrin-cargo adaptor activity.
GACGCAAAGUUACACUGAAAUCAUUUAAAAGGACAAAACGAUUGUGUUUUGAAAGCUAUUUUCAUGAUCUCGCACAUCACGAGAAAUCUCGCGGAACGGAAGUGGGUCGAAGGCCUCAGACUAGAGUUAUGUGGCUUUACGAAGAGUAACUUUUUAGGGUAUGUUUUAGAAUAAAGUAAACCAAGAUGAUAGGUGGGUUGUUUGUUUACAACCACAAGGGGGAGGUUUUAAUCUCUCGUGUCUUUAGAGAUGAUAUUGGUCGAAAUGCUGUGGAUGCAUUUCGUGUUAGUGUAAUUCAUGCAAGACAGCAGGUCCGCUCACCAGUUACUAACAUCGCCAGAACAAGUUUCUUCCACAUCAAGCGGGGAAACAUCUGGUUGGCAGCAGUUACGAAACAGAAUGUCAAUGCAUCAAUGGUCUUUGAAUUCCUGCUAAAGAUGGUCGAAGUAAUGCAGUCGUAUUUUGGAAAAAUUACGGAAGAAAACAUCAAGAACAAUUUUGUCCUUAUCUAUGAAUUAUUAGAUGAAAUUCUGGACUAUGGCUACCCACAAAAUACGGACACCGGUAUCUUAAAGACCUUCAUUACUCAGACUGGCAUUAAGUCGAACACAAAGGAAGAACAACAACAGAUUACUAGUCAGGUGACCGGUCAAAUCGGCUGGAGGAGAGAGGGCAUCAAGUACAGGCGCAAUGAACUGUUCCUGGAUGUACUGGAGAAUGUAAACCUUCUCAUGUCACCACAGGGUCAAGUUCUCAGCUGCCAUGUUGCUGGUAGAGUCGUUAUGAAAAGUUACCUAAGUGGAAUGCCGGAGUGUAAAUUUGGAAUGAAUGAUAAGAUCACCCUUGAUAAACAAGGCAAAGAUACAGAGAAGAGAAGAACUGGUGCUGGUAAGAGUUCGAUUGCUAUCGAUGAUUGUACCUUCCACCAGUGCGUGAAGCUUAGUAAGUUUGAGUCGGAGCGAAGUAUCAGCUUCAUACCACCUGAUGGCGAAUUUGAACUGAUGAAGUACCGUACCACGAAGGACAUAAGUUUGCCAUUUAGAGUAAUUCCAUUGGUCCGUGAAGUAUCACGUACCAAAAUGGAAGUGAAGGUGGUUCUCAAAUCGAACUUUAAGCCAUCAGUUUUAGGACAAAAAAUUGAGGUUCGUAUCCCGACACCCUUGAAUACCAGUGGAGUACAAGUAGUCUGUAUGAAGGGAAAAGCCAAGUAUAAAUCAAGCGAGAAUGCAAUUGUUUGGAAGAUCAAGCGUAUGGGUGGUAUGAAAGAAUCACAAAUCAGCGCUGAGAUUGAACUGCUACCAACAAACGACAAGAAGAAGUGGUCUCGUCCGCCAAUCUCCAUGAACUUUGAGGUUCCCUUUGCUGCAUCUGGACUGAAGGUUCGUUAUCUAAAGGUCUUUGAAUCGAAACUCAACUACAGCGAUCAUGAUGUUAUCAAAUGGGUCAGAUACAUCAGUAGAAGCGGGCUGUACGAGACCAGGUCGUAAGUCAUAGCAUCUUGGAGUAUGAUGACCGCUUGUUGACAAAUGAGCAUGAAUUGAGCUGACCAUAUGCUUAUUGAACAAGAAUAAGACCAUGUGUGCAGUGUACACGUAAAACCACAUGCUUUAGCCGCAUGCAUGUAUGUCUUAACUUCCAAGUGCUGGUGCAUUCCAUUCAUUAAAGUGUAUUGUGCUAGUAAAAAAUUAUUUUAAGUUGUAAAAUUAUCCUUUUUUAGACUUAUACCAUGCCCUUAUGACUUUAUAUGGAAUAUUUUUGUGGGAUUUACGUUCAUCUCUGUGAUUGUCAUUAACUCCUAAAGGCUCAACAUUGUAUGGGUUCAACAUUGAUUGGGAUUAAGAUGGCAAAUCCAUAUCUGUAAAACAUAUUUUACUGGAGUUCUUUCAUAUUCUCAGUCUGGUUUCAGAAGACCUAGUAAUAGCUCUUGUUACCAUACCAUUAAAAUAUGGUACUGUACAUUAAAACUCAAUUAUAAGAUUAUGUUAAAAAAAGUAUAGAAUAAGCAUGCCAUUGUUUUGUGAAUCAAUAUCUUGACUUUAUGUUCAUGUUUAGGAAUAAAAUCAGAUAUUUUAAUUUACAUUAUUUUGUUUUAAAAUCUCAUUAAACUAUAGUACUGUACUACUAUAUAAGUUUCAGUUAUAUGAAGCACAUAAGAUAAUUAUAAUGUAGUUAUAUAGCUGUGCAGGUUGUGUAUGGUUAUUGUGUAGUAGGCUUUUCUGCAUAUUUUCUCAAGGAGCCUGAAGUUUACGAGUUCAGUGCAGUCAAAUAUGUCAUUUUGGCAUUCUACAAGUUGUAUGUCUUGUUCUAUAUGUAGCCUAGUAGGAUUAGUAUUAUAAUGCUGUCUCCUAGCUGUAUUCAACAUGUUUAAUACCAUCUGCUCUUUUAAAAUAUUCCUUCCCAGCACAUGGUUUAUUAACUACUUGGUACUUACAAGACAAGUAUUGUAGGUAAUUCCCCUGAAUUAUCCAAUCAGAAGCCAUUAUUUUUGCAGUCUAUAUGCAACCACAAUAAUAAUAAUAAUAAUAAUAAUAAUAAUAAUAAUAAUAAUAAUGUUACCCCAUUGUUGGCAUGUUUGAGUGCUGAGGAACCAUUUUCGUAUACACUGUAUGUUCAUUCAAAAUAAUACGUAGGUCAAAGAAAUACUAUGUGUAAUAAAUCUGGUUUAACAACCAUUGGUUAUGGUUAACCAUUGUGUUUUUUUAAUGGAAGCAUUUCAAAUUUAGAAAUUUUCUUUGGAAAAGAAUAAAUGCAAUGGAAAUAUAGAUAUAAAUUCUUUAUGCAUAUUCAAAGUAGAGAUUGGCAUUUUUCUAACAACAAAUCGUCCCAAAAAUUUGAUAUAUAUUUGAUACCCUUGUAUUGUACUUUAGUAUUAUGCACAUUAUUUUAAUCGUAGUUUAAUUAUUAGCAACACCAUUUAACAUGUAACACUGAAUGUUUUAUUUAGUCUUAAAUGCCAUUAUAUUAUCUCCAUUACUGGCACGCUCUCAGCCUGAGAGAUAGGGUCACCCCUGAUAAUUUGUGCGACUAUGCUCAAAAGAGAUUGGUUUAAAGAAAUUACAGUAGUGCGCUAGAAACAACCAGUGCCAAAAAAGAAACAGUACUGAUCCGAGUCCUGUUGUCUGUUGUUAAUUCUUACAAUCUAAGGGGUCUAUUGACUAUUAAUGAUUUCAGAUAACUGUAGUACAAUUAUGGUAGACUCGACCACUGUACAGCAGACAUUCAACCACUAUUCUGUUGCUUGUAGGACAUUUUCUGCAAAUUCCUGUUUGUCCUCGUGCUGGUAUCAUGCAUAGUAAUUGAAGAUAUGUUGUCUCCAGCAAUGCUUUAAGUUCUGGCCACACUAUAAGCUGUGUAACAAACCUGAUGUGCCAAAUAUGUGGGCUUGAGGACAGCACAUGAGCAAACCACUGUUUACAUGUCUAGCUAAAUUAUCACUAUCUGAAAAUGUAUUGAAUAAUAAAGAUAAUAAUAGAAUUGAAUAGA